Penicillium taxi is the source of this 462-nucleotide messenger RNA. RefSeq lists its product as uncharacterized. The record is from RefSeq and is a predicted model, not a curated record. Gene Ontology annotation, cellular component: mitochondrion. Gene Ontology annotation, molecular function: oxidoreductase activity. The transcript is spliced from 3 exons. Bases 1 to 462 code for a protein of 153 amino acids. Lineage: Eukaryota; Fungi; Ascomycota; Eurotiomycetes; Eurotiales; Aspergillaceae.
AUGUUCCGCUUCAGCAAAACCCUCGACCCAAUAACCCUCUUCCACGCCCCAAAGCUAGCAAGCAGCACACGGGUGUUAAACAUCCUAAAAACUGCCUCGAUCAACGCAUCGGAAACAGCAACAGAAGACCAAGCAAGCGACCACUCAGCACAUGCGAGACAACAGCGCGGAGACUUCGAGCUAGAGGUCACCACUGACGCUCCGACAGCUGAUCAGCUGCGCAGUAUCCUUGAUUACAUCUCGCCUGUUAGCGGUGUCGGUGGACAGGGCGAGAAGACCGUUUACGGCGUUGCUGAGUUGGUUAAGGGGGCCAAGGAUGCUAAGGAUGCUUUGAGAUUGUUUAAGGAGGAUAAUGGUGUUUUCGUUCGUCCUGUUACUGUUGACUGGACUAAUGGCCGUGCUGUCAUUGGCGAGAAUGAGUCUGAGAUUUUGCGCAUGGUGCGCCGACUGCCCGAAAACUAA